CCUCCUCCCCUCGCCGCCGCCGGCAAGGGCCAGCGGGCGAAGCCCGGCUGGCUUCGGCGGCGGAGGGGCCUCGUUUUUCCUGCCCUCGCCCUCCCCCGGCUGGCGCGGGACAGCCCGGGCGGGCGGAGGCGCUGCGUUGGCGCGGGGCGCAGCGGUGCGGCGGCGGGUGCUCUGGGCGGCGGCGCGCGGAGCUUCCUCUUGCGGCGCGGUGGCUGCGGUCUCUGGUGGUGACACACCCGUCGGAUCCGGUCAGAUCUGGCGCCGGCGGCCCGGCAGGUGGCGGGGGCUGCGUGCGGCCUGGACCACGGGCGACCUGCCCUGCCGUGGCCGGCGGCUGGCGGGGUAGGUGGCGUGGUGGUGGGGCCUCCAGUUUGGGUGGCGCUGGUGUGGUGGCGGCGGCCUCCUCCGGUGAGGGCGCCCCUCCCUGACGACGGGGGGAGGUGUUGCUGAUGUUUCCGGUCGCUGGACUUAGCCGUGCGGGCGGCGAGUCGGCGGUGAGCAUGGAUCUGGAUUCGAAGACGGCGACCUCGAUGUUCUCUGGUCGCCCACGUCGACUCGGUUGCCGGCGACCUCGUGUGGCUGGUUGGUGGUUGGUCGGAGUGGGCUACGGAUGGGGGAAACCCUUGGCGGGCUGCGGCAGCCACGAUGCCGGCGGCACUCCGUCGCCGUUCUACUUCUUGGAGUCAGCAUCGAGUCCUAGCCCAUGCUCCCCCUCUCCUUGUCCCGGGUGAAAACCCAACCCCCUUGGAUUGGGCGGCGAUGGCUUCUUGGCGUCGCUUUCUUCUUGAAGACGCCGCCUUUGGGAUGGCUAUGCCUGACCUGCAGCUUAUUCAUGUGGAUCUCAAGACAGAGAACAUUCUCCUUGUGUCACCUGAUAUCAGGGUUCCUGAUUAUAAGGUUUCCUUUUUCUCUAGAUGAAUAUAAGGACCGAGCGCACAUGUUCCUCUUAGGCGACAGGCAAUGGCGCGAUGGAAUUCUGAAAUGGAACAUUCGCUCCUUGCGAUACGAGUAUAUAUGUACUGAAGCAAAAAAUAGAAGGGGGUGAAUGAGGAGGCGAGGGCUGACGGCAAUCAUGGGAGGAGGUCAGGGGCGGUCGAAGAGUAUUGUGUGGGUGACUCCGGCGAGAUGUGGCUCAUGCUUGACGUGAUGGCUGUACACCAGACUGUCAUCGGCAACUACCAGCAACAGAACACACAAGUAGACCUUGACAGAGCCAUGCUGCCCUUAGCGCGGGCAGUGCCGCGCUGUACAAAAGUAGAAUUUGUAGUAUUGAUCCGGUGAAAUGUAUCGAUGUGGCAGUGGUACUGAACUGAAGCAACGAUUUCAUGAAGUGUGAACUGGAAUGUAAAGCCGACCAAAAAGGGUUGUUGGACGGGCUACUAUGUUGUUUACUUCCAGCAAUGUACAAGCACUUCAUCUUACUAU
Messenger RNA from Triticum dicoccoides, 1425 nucleotides. RefSeq names its product serine/threonine-protein kinase AFC2-like. The transcript has 4 exons. Gene Ontology annotation, biological process: protein phosphorylation. NCBI's taxonomy places the organism in Eukaryota, Viridiplantae, Streptophyta, Magnoliopsida, Poales, Poaceae. Bases 704 to 1045 code for a protein of 113 amino acids. The record is from RefSeq and is a predicted model, not a curated record. Gene Ontology annotation, molecular function: protein kinase activity.